Molecule: messenger RNA, 1377 nt
Organism: Cotesia congregata
Lineage: Eukaryota; Metazoa; Arthropoda; Insecta; Hymenoptera; Braconidae
Source: the annotation of a GenBank genome assembly
AUGUUCAGCAUCUACCAGCAACUGAACAAAAAAGAGGACGAAUCUGGGGGAUCACGUCGUGGCUCGGAUGUCACCGGGCACGACCGAUUCUACCGUGAGCCCCCACGAGUGAAAAGAAAAAAGCGGCCCCCAAAUCGCCGGACCCUAAGUGCGAUUGAACUCGACUCGAGUGCGAUGACCUCCGCGAGGAACUACAUCAGGAACAACCGGAGCGCCAGCAUAGAAAGCUCAACUUCUAACGCCAGCAGUUCCUCCAGCAUCAACAAUCUCGAGGACAAGUUCCACUUUGGGAACAAAAUCGACAGUCUGGCUAAAAUUCUCUUCAACAGGGUGUCGAUCACCCGAGCUAGAGAGAGUGAAUUAAGCAAUAAAAAACAUCUCUACGAAUCAUUGGACCAAAGCCCGACAAUCCGCGAGGAAGGAAUUGAAUAUUUAGAAUUAGAAAAACGUUCUAGGGACCAAGCUCUCAAUAUUUGCCAAGUUUUUUUACAAGCUGCCACAAGAUUCACCUUAAUAGAACAGCUCCACAAUAUAGGGUCAAGAGUCGACAAAUUCUGGUUCGCGGUUAAGGACACGCUUCUGAAGACCGACAGAAUCUUAACUUUGACCCCUUUGGGGAAAAACUGCCCGCUGAGCGUCUGCCCGUCGACAAAAGAAAUUCUCAAUAAAUUGUUCCUGUUUAUUCAGCACCCGUAUGUAUGCCCGAUUCUGGACAUUGAGUUUAUUGAAUACGAGGAGGAUAAUUAUGUGGUUGUGCUUCAGCCGAUUAACCACGGCAGCCUUAAAGAUUUAAUUUACGGGGUAAGCCCCGGCCUGCCUUUCCCACAGAUCCAAGUGCUCGGCCGUCAGAUUCUCGAGGCGCUUUUGUUCCUGAAAGAUCGCGGAUUUCCCACAGUCCAUCUCCAUUCCGGGAAUGUCGUGAUCCAGAGCGGUAUGGCGCGAGUCGCCGGGUUGGAAAACUCGCUUCUAGGAUUCACCAGUCGGAUCCACCCGCUAGUCGGGCCUCGAACUCCCUACGGGGCUUCCAUAGAAAGCAUUUGCUUCGGACAUUUACUGUUCGAAAUGACAGCAGGGUACGAAUUGUGUUCAUUCAAACCGUCCAGAGUUCACUAUGAUGACGUAGCUAAAUAUCCAUUGGUUUAUGAGCUAAUGGAAUUUAUUUUUAAUAGUCCAGAAAAUCGAUAUCCCAAAUUAGAGGAGAUUUUACUCCAUGAAUUGUUCCGAAAUAUUGACCUACGUGAAUUGCGACACGCUCCAGUGAAUACAUUUCGUCCAAUUUUGAAUCCGUCUGUCGUAAGGUUGCUCGACGAUAUCAAGCGGCACAACAGUAGAAGAAUUACUAGCAUCGACGAGAUUGAUUUAUUAAUCUCUAUUUAA